UCGUGAUGUAAUUAAUUGCUCGAGCAUGAGCCGAUCUUGCAAAGCGUCGUCCCUCCAUGCCACUCGAUUGGCGACCGAGUUCAUAAUGCAUCUGGCCGUCUGCCCCGCAAUCCGGCGGCACGAUAAGCAAGCAUCCAGUGGUGGUGAGAUCGACAAACACUGCGCGCUGGCCAACCACAUCCCUGCCUUACAAAUAGGGCAACAUCGCGACCCAUCUGGCCCUUCUCAGCCCUUAUACAAUGCAGGACCAUUCUCGAGGGCCACCAUGAAGAAGACGCUAUUGCUAUGCUUUAUCCACGGCUUCAAGGGCGGCGAUAACACUUUCGCAAACUUCCCCUCCCACCUCAAAGCCAUCUUGCAACAUGCUUUGCCCAAGGUGACUGUUCUGGCCAUCACUUAUCCCAAGUAUGAGACACGCGGUGACCUGGCCGAGUGUGUGGCGCGCUUCAAGGAAUGGCUCCAGAAUAAAGUCAUUGAUCUCGAGGUCGCCAAUUCGACACCAUCUCCCACUGUCGACCCUUCGGUCCGCACCAUCCUCAUAGGCCACUCCAUGGGCGGCAUCGUCGCCGCAGAGACCUUACUCUCUCUCGUGGAGGAGCAACCUAUCCGUUCACCCCACAAUUCCGCUUCUUCCAUUUCAGACGCCUCCCAGCUCAUGUUCCCUUACAUACAAGGCCUCAUGGCCUUUGACACCCCAUACCUUGGUAUCGCCCCGGGAGUGGUGGCCCACGGCGCUGAGAAGCAUUGGAACACAGCCAAUUCCGCAUAUUCUGCAUACAACAACGUUGCGGGCGCUUUCGGAUGGGGCAAAUCACCCAAACCUAGCGGGACACCCGUAGAUGCCAGUCGCGCCCUCCCAGCAGCAACCGUCACCGACGCAGGCGCCGACGCUGCAUCCGCACCCUUAUGGCAGAAGUACGGUCGCGUCGCGCUAUUCGCUGGAGCAGCUGGAGCAGUUGCCGCAGGCGGCGCGGCAGCCUACCUAAAGCGCGACCAGCUCUCUGCGGGCCUCGCCUUCGCGACAUCGCAUCUCGAAUUCGUGGGCUCUCUCGCGCGGCCAGAGGAAAUGCGCAAACGCCUCGCGAGCAUUGCGCAGCUCACUUCCUCGCGCGAUCUCGGCUUCGCAAACAUGUACACGACGCUAGGUCACGCCGUGGACGCACAGCAAACGUCGGCGUGGACGGGAAAAGUACUAGGCCGCGAUCGUACGUUUUGUAAUCUUCCUAAAGGGGACCUGAAGAAGUUCUUUAUCCCCGCUGUCAAUGACAGGAGCGAGGCUGAGACGUGGGCGCAUAUGACUAUGUUUGAACCAAAGAACAAUCCUGGGUACUACACCAUGAGUGAAGAGGCCAAGGAGCAUAUCAUCGAUUGGGCGGAGGAGACACAGUGGUAUAAGGAGAGCGACGGGCCCAUGAAGGGCGUUGGGGUUGAGGAUGAAGCUGAGUUUGUGGAGAGGCCUGAUGAAAUGAUGGAGGAAGAGGAGUUUGAGAAUGUAAAGAGGCCCAGUACGGAUGCGUGGACUGCAGACGAAGCUACUCAGGCAUGGGGGAAGAAAGAUGAGCUAUAG
Periconia digitata is the source of this 1567-nucleotide messenger RNA. The record is from the annotation of a GenBank genome assembly. Lineage: Eukaryota; Fungi; Ascomycota; Dothideomycetes; Pleosporales; Periconiaceae.